This is a messenger RNA of Cetraspora pellucida, 981 nucleotides long. Lineage: Eukaryota; Fungi; Glomeromycota; Glomeromycetes; Diversisporales; Gigasporaceae. The record is from the annotation of a GenBank genome assembly.
AUGCGAACUUUAAGUUCUUUGAUACUUUUAGCGGUAGUCGUGAUAAUUAUUACCAAUACUUCAUUUGCUCAAAAUGCUACGAAUUAUUUAGUUUCAUCGUUGCCUGGUAUUCCUCAAAAUGUUAAUUAUUCGACUUAUGCUGGUUUGAGUAGUUUAUUUUUUGAAAUCGGACCAUGGAGAUUAAUUGAUAAUCAAACAUUGAGAUCAGCUAAUGAAUCAUGGAACCAAUAUGCUAAUUUAUUAUUUGCAGGUGAAAGUUAUGCAGGAACACUUAUAAGCUAUAUAGCCACUGCUAUACUAGGACGUAAUAAUCUAACAAGUACUUCAAAUAAUUUGAAGUAUAACCUGCAAGGCAUUGCCAUUGGAAAUGGAUGGAUUGAUCCUCGUACACAGUACACUGCUCAAUAUACAUAUGCACUUAGCAAUAAUCUUAUAGGCGAUAUUUACAAGCUGCUUGUUGAUAAACAAUUAGAGUUAUGUUUGCAAACUUUAAGAAACAGUACAACAGUUCGUGUUAAACCUUGUGAACAAACGUUUGGACUUAUUGUUAACGGCACUCAAAUUGGCACUGGAAACAACGCGACUUGUAUAAAUAAGUACGACAUUAGAGAUCGUUCCAGUAUAUUUCCUGCAUGCGGAGACGACUGGCCUUAUAGCCUUCCUACCCUUCAAGCAUAUUUAAAUCGACGAGACGUAACCACAGCAAUUCAUGCUAAUGCCGCAAACGUAACUUGGGUUGGCUGUAAUACUGCUGUAUCUAACCUUCUUUUUAAUGAUGAUCGAUCCGGACCUGCAUUUGAUAAUCUAACCACUACUCCAUGGACUGUAAAUAACGCUUUAUUGGGUCGAAUGAUAUCAGAAAGGAACCUUACAUAUGUUGUUGUAUAUAACUCGAGUCGUAUGGUUCCUGCUGAUCAACCAAGGAUUAGGGAUAUCAUGUAUAGGUUUAUGGGAUUAGAUCAAAGAUUUUUGCCAAGUUAA